AUGAAAGGUCUUCUAAUGUUGGAACUUCAUAACAAGAACCUCGUCGACUUGUGCACAGAUCAAAAUGCCAACCAUGUAAUUCAAAAGAUCAUGACGACAUUUUCUUUCGUCCAUUGGCAGUUCAUCGUCGAGCAGUUCAUUCGCAACAAAAACGAUCUGUUCUGUGUGGCGGAAAAUAAGUAUGGAUGUCGUGUGGUGCAGCUAGCUAUUGAGCUUCUAUCUGAUACUGAUAAGAAGGUAAAUAAACGUCGAUCGCCAAUGUUGGAUGAUCUUAUGGCGCAUUUGGUAGCCAACUGUGAGCGCCUAGCCUGCAACGAGUUUGCGAACUAUGUGAUUCAACACGUAAUCAAAGCGGGUCCAUUGGCCGACUACCGUGAUCGCAUCAUUGAAGAGUGCCUUUUACGAAACCUCUUGUCUUUAUCGCAAGAGAAAUAUGCUUCUCAUGUAGUUGAGAAAGCACUUGAGUUUGCACCAGCAGCACUCUUGGCUGAAAUGAUGGACGAAAUCUUCGAUGGAUACGUUCCUCAUCCGUAUGAUUGCCUACCAAAUAUUUUGUUGAGAUCUCUUUUUACAGACCUCAGUUUUUUGUUCUAUAGGGAAACGAAGAAGGACGCUCUGGACAUAAUGCUGUUUCAUCAGUACGGAAACUACGUAGUUCAGCGCAUGCUUGAUAUCUGCUGUGAAGCUGCACGUGCAAAAAGGAACGGAAUAAAUCUUCCUGACAUAGAAUUGCGCAUGGAAUGGCUCAACCGUCUCGAAGCUCGUAUUUCACAGAAUCGUAAUCGUCUUGCAAGGUCGUUUUUUAAUUAG
Ostertagia ostertagi is the source of this 810-nucleotide messenger RNA. Lineage: Eukaryota; Metazoa; Nematoda; Chromadorea; Rhabditida; Trichostrongylidae. The record is from the annotation of a GenBank genome assembly.